Crotalus tigris (Tiger rattlesnake) is the source of this 5269-nucleotide messenger RNA. RefSeq names its product mitochondrial calcium uptake family member 3 (gene MICU3). The coding region runs from base 136 to 1932 and encodes 598 amino acids. The record is from RefSeq and is a predicted model, not a curated record. Gene Ontology annotation, cellular component: uniplex complex. Gene Ontology annotation, molecular function: calcium ion binding. Lineage: Eukaryota; Metazoa; Chordata; Lepidosauria; Squamata; Viperidae. The transcript is spliced from 15 exons. Gene Ontology annotation, biological process: calcium import into the mitochondrion; mitochondrial calcium ion homeostasis.
UUAUGCUCUUAUUAGCUCAGAGUAUGCAGAGCAAAGGAAGACAAAAUUACUGCGAAUGCGUUGUUAGUAGAAAGCCUCCGCAAUCAUCAUUACUUCCAAAGAUACAAUCCAGAUUGCAAUCGCAGGCACCUCGAGAUGCCAACCGGCAGAGAACUCGGCAAUCCGGAGCCUCACAAGCAGAAACUCCCAGAGAAGGAACCUGCGGGGAUGACAGACAACCCGCCAAACGGAAGGAGGGACGUGAAGCCAGCCCGGUUGGGAGGGGUAAGUGGCAUUUGGAAGCAGAGUCCCUCAUUUCGCGCUUGGCAGCUCGUGGAGCUCUCGCGAUGUUUCCCUGCCGCGGCUGCUGUUGCCGCUUCAGCGCCUUCGUUCGCCCUGUCACUCCGAGGACCCGGGUCUAUGGCGGCGCUGCGAGGUCUCUUGGGUUGGCGCCGUUGUCGUCUCCCCUUGGAGGCGGCACCUCGCCGGCCACUAUGGGGACUGAAGGCCACCGACUCCGGCCGCGAGGGGACCCCGAGUGGACUGAGCAUCGCAGCCGCGGGGGCUGCUGGCGGGGCGCUCGCUUGGCUCGCCUGCUACCACUACUACGACCGCCGCCCGCACCAGUCGCCCCCCGCGCUGGGGCUCGGCAGCCGGAGGGAGCAAGGAGAAACCGGGACGCCGAGCCAAGGCCGAGGACUGCAGCCCAUCCCUGUGGCAGCCGCUGCCAAGGAGAUGUUGGUCACAGAAAACAGACCAGAUCAUGAAGAUUUAGAACUUUAUGCAACUUCCCGGGAACGGCGGUUUCUAACUUUUGCCAGUUUAAAAUUUGAAGGGCAGCUAUUUAUGACACCAUGUGAUUUCAUCCAAUCUGUUUCAAGUGAUGAACCAAAACAGACAAAACAGUGGAAGACACUCUCAAAACAGGAAUUGAAUCAGAUACUUAUUGAAACUCCACCAGUUUGGAAAGGAUCAUCAAAACUCUUCAGGAAUCUCCAAGAAAGGGGUAUAAUUUCUUACACGGAAUAUCUCUUUUUACUAUGUAUCUUAACAAAACCACAUGCUGGUUUUAGAAUAGCAUUCAACAUGUUUGAUACAGAUGGAAAUGAAAUGGUGGACAAAAAAGAGUUCUUAGUGCUGCAAGACAUAUUUAGAAAGAAAAAUGAGAAGAAAGAAAGAAAAGGAGAUGAAGAAAAGCGUGCAAUGCUGUAUCUCCAGCUUUAUGGAUACCACAGUUCUACUAAUGUGCUCAAAACAGCUGGAGAGGACCUUGUUCCAAGAAGCUAUUGGGACACUCUGAGACGUAGCACAAGUCAGGCACUCUUUUCAGACCUUGCAGAGCGUGCAGAUGACUUUACCAGUUUACACUCUGAUACUACGUUGCUGAUACACUUUUUUGGAAAGAAAGGAAAGGCUGAGCUUAACUUCGAAGAUUUUUACAGGUUUAUGGACAACCUCCAGACUGAAGUUCUUGAGAUAGAAUUCCUUUCCUAUUCUAAUGGAAUGAACACCAUCAGUGAGGAAGACUUUGCUCAUAUACUGUUAAGAUAUACAAAUGUGGAAAAUACCUCAAGCUAUCUGGAAAAUGUGCACUGCAGUAUCCCAGAAGAACAAGGCAUUACAUUUGAUGAAUUUAGAUCCUUUUUCCAGUUUUUGAAUAAUCUGGAAGAUUUUGCAAUUGCAAUGCAAAUGUACAAUUUUGCAAAUCGUUCAAUAGGACAAGAUGAGUUCAAGCGUGCAGUGUAUGUGGCUACUGGUUUGAAGCUUUCAUCUCAUUUAGUGAAUACAGUUUUCAAGAUCUUUGAUGUAGAUAAGGAUGAUCAACUGAGUUACAAAGAAUUUAUUGGUAUUAUGAAAGACAGAUUGCAUCGAGGAUUCAGAGGUUACAAAAGCAUACAGAAAUAUACCACUUUCAAAUCCUGUGUGAAGAAGGAACUCAACAGCAGACAAUGAAAGACUUCGCAUAUGAGUUGAAGAACUAUGGUGUUUGCGUGAUGACUGUAAUAGGCAAGCUCUUGUAAAGCUUCGGAAGCACUUUCUGAACUGAAAUAUCCUAAGGUGAAUGCCAAGUCACCUCUACUUUUUCUUUUGCAAGUUGACUACAGAAAUCAGGGAUAGACCAUUAGAACAUACAUUUUUCAGAUGAAACAAUAUCUCAAAAUUCUGGACUGUAAUUUUUAAAGCACUCUACCUAUAUGAUUCAAAAUAUGGCUCAUCUGCUUUUCCUGGAAGGGAUUCAUGUGUAUAUUUUUUAAUGUUUCGUGUAGUUUUUAACUGGUCAUCUGCAGAUUCUUACUUACUUUCAACUUUCUUCCACCAGAGUAGAAUUAUGAUUUAAUGUUUUUCCCCAGUAUUAUAUUUCACUCAAGUUGAGCUCAUGCUAGUAGAGAAAAUUGAAAUGUAAGUCCUUAAAUCAAAAACAAAAGAGUGUGCAUUUACAUAUGAAAAUGCUUUAAAAGUUUUUCAGUGCAGAAAGGGUAGAGCAAUCGAAUAACUUUAUCCAUAACCCAUUUCAGGGAUAGACACUUCACAAAUAGCAUCACUACAUUUACCUGGGAGUAUUUUUUUUUUUUAGCAGAGUGAGACUGUUUCAUUUAAAUUCAUUUAAAUGAUCACAGAAGUCUAUAAAAAUACAGAUGCAUUUAGAAAUGUAUUUUUAAAAAUCAACUGUAGUUUAUUUUCUCAUGCCAUUCCAUUUUUGUAGUUUAUUUCUUAAGCUGAUUAAUGUGCCUAUAAUAAUUACAGUUAUAUAGGAGAAAAUAUUUCCAUUUAGAGUUAUCUUAAAAAUAUAAAAUGAGAUUCAUUUUUAAACAAAAUCUAAUUGUGUGGAUAAAAAUUGUAAAGCUGUCUAUCACUAUGAAUUAUUAAGACAUAGUAUAGAAAGAACCUAAGAUUUUUUAAAGAAAAAUCUAUAGACUAUUUAAAUUGGAUUUUUAAAUUCAAUUUUGAUGUUUUUCAUUAUUGGCAUUAAGUCCUUUAAUUUAAUUGAUCUAAAGAUGGUAGCUUUACUCCAGCACUUUACUAUAACAUUGUAGAUUGAUCGAAGCAUAUUGAUUUUAAAUUUUAUAAUGAUGUAUAAUAAUAAUACAAAAAUAAAUGUAUAUUUAUUUAUUUAUUGUAUGCUGUUCAUGAAACAGCUUGGAUACUAACAACUGUGAGCAGAAUUCUAUUUACAAGAUGGAUCUCUUGCCCUAUCUUUUCCCUACUGCUGCUCCUAUAAGGGCUUCUGAAACCACAGAUUGUGAUAGUAUGAGAAAUCAUCAAAGAUCUCCUUUUCAAAAGCAAAAAUCACUGUUAGAUUCCAAACUAUUCUUUUUUGUGCUUUCUUUAGACAAUCUACUAAAAUACUUUAGAGGCAGUAAAUGAAGAGAAUUUGGGUAACUGACAUAAAACAUGCAUUAAACUGCUGCUACUUAUCUGGUUUUCAUAACUGUAAAAGGAAUGCAAUACCUGUAGAAAUAUCUAGCAUAUUCAGCCACAAAACUUUACUAUUUUUUUACCUACAACAUUUAUCUCAUAUUUUUAUAUAAGCAAAAGGAUUAUAAAUAUAGCUUCCAUUAAUACAUAACAUUAGUUCCUUUAGAGUACAGCUCUAUAUGAGAAUGAGCAUGAUAAGGGACAGCUGGGAAGCACUCUCCAUAGCUUCUUUGCCUCACAAAUAAGCCUUGAAGCUGGAAGGAUAAUAUUCCUCCCCAUUUCUGCUUUUUCACUGUAAUUUAGUAGGGUUCUAGCUAUAUCAAAGACUAAAAUAUCAUAGUUUCCUAAAAUAGCAAAAUAAUGAUAAAUCAGGUUUCAAAUUAUUAUAAGCAUAUCAUUUUUUUCUUUAAAAUAAUCAAGAGCUACAAUUUUCUUAUAGCUCGUGAAUAUAUAAAUGCAAUACAAUUUUUCAGUUGUGAUCCAAGGAUUUGUUUAGAUUCUUACCAGUUACCCGGCAGAGCCUAUCCACAUUUCCACUACUGUAAUACUGGUUCCUAUAAAUGAAUAGAUGUACAAAUAAGCUUGAUUGAAUCACAUAGCCUUCUUCUAUCCUGCCAGUUUUUGAAUAAUGCUGUAAAUCUGUGAACCAAUCUAACAGAGCAGCACUGGAUUUACAGUAUAUAUUAUCUGAUAGCCAGAAGUCAGAGAUUACCUAUAUCCUUAUGCAUGUUUUAAUCUUACGUAACAACUAAUUUCAUUAAAAUAAAAACCAUAAUCAUGGAAUGAGGUUUGUUUUGGACUUGAUCUAAACAUUUUGCUACAUGAAGAGGAAAUGCUUCUGUGACUUCUCUAUCUCUUAAAAAUGUGUAAGAUAGGGGAGAAUAUAGUUUUUCAGACUGCACAGAGCAGUAUGGAAAAUGAUAAAUUAAUAAUUUUUUUAUCAAACAAGGAUAUUAUCUUCUGUUAAGAACCUCUUAUAGGUUAACUGGAAUCAAAUUAGAUGAUACAUAAUUAAGUUUGUGGUGGCAUACUGAAUUAACAAAAACAUUUCUUAAAAUAUACUUAAAACAGAAAAGCUGAGUCAGCCUUAAAAUAGCAAAUUUUAGGAACAACAUAGAAGAUGAUUUAGGACAAACUGGAUACUUGUCCAUAUUUCAAAUAGAAGGGAGAUAUGUCUUACUUUUAGAAAUAAGGCCACUGUGAAUAAAUAUCAGAAAAAAUGUAUUUGAAUUUUUUUUUCAAAAUGUGCAUUUUUACAUGGCUGUUAUUAAAACUGAACAAAGUGCAAAAUUAAUUCAGAUAUUGUUUUCAUUAUCAGUCCUAUUUUAUGUAAGAAUAUAAUACGUUUACUAUACGUUUGAUUAGACAAAACAUUACAACAAUGUACAUAGGCCUGAAGUAUGCUAAAGGUUGAUUGUUAAAUUUGAAUUCAGCAAUAUAUGAUGUAUAUAAAGAAUGUGUCCAAAAUAAUGGGCAAUUCAACACUGAGUAGUUAAUAAUAAAAAUGAAGUAUCCUCUUGGUUAUUUAGUAUAAACAUGAGAAAUGGUUGCACUGAUGGUAGAGGAUGUGUUUUUAUGCCAGUGACAUCAUAUUAUUGACUGAGAACUUAAAUGAUUUUCAGAGAAUGACAGAUUCGCAAUACAGUUAGAACUAUAGAUGGGAAAAUGAAAAAAAGUCAUUUGGCAUGGAGAAUAAAUAAAUGGCAAAAAAUAGAACAAAUGUAUAAAUUUGUGCACCUUGGAGUAUGUUUAAGAAACAUGGGGAAAUGGAUGGAAACUUUUUAUAACAUGUCAACUCUCAUAUAAAAAUAGUAGAUAAUCUCAGAUCUGUUGCAAGAUGCAUUUAUUGAAAAAAUUAAACUGAGUGGACAAA